ACAUGUGAGAAACACGGACAUAUUAGUGUGACACACAGUGAAAGAACCAUGUGCAGGGUGUCGGGCUGGAUCUGUACUUGAGCUGUUGUAGACACACGUUUGCCGUCAUUAUGAACGUUAUUUCUCUUUGCAGAAUAAUAUAGUGUAGUAACAUUUAAUGUUGAUUUGUUCACCUUCUGUCCACCCGCGCUGAAUCAUGGGGAAAUCAAAGACCAAGAACCAGAAGAAAUCCCGAGCAACAGCCAACCAUGUGGCCGAGCAGAUCUACGGAGCUGUCCCCCACUCCUUCGUCUUUCAUCGGGGUCAGAUCGGGAAAAACGUGGGUCAGCUGAUCCUGGACGUGCGGAGAGUCAUGGAGCCCUACACCGCAGAGUCUCUGAAGGUUAAGAAAAAGAAUGUGCUGAAAGACUUUGUGGCCAUUGCAGGACCACUGGGAGUGACACACUUCAUGAUCUUCAGCAAGACCACCAGCAGUAUCAACAUGAGACUUGCUCGACUUCCCAAAGGUCCCAUGCUUCAUUUCAGAGUCCUCAAGUACUCGCUCAUCAAAGAUGUGGUUUCAUCUCUGAAGAAGCACAGGAUGCACGAGCAGCAGUUCACACACCAUCCACUACUCAUCCUCAAUAACUUUGGAUCUGAUGGCAUGCACAUAAAACUCAUGGCCACCAUGUUCCAAAACAUGUUUCCUUCCAUUAAUGUGCAGAAGGUAAGCCUCAACAACAUCAAGAGGUGUGUGCUGCUGAAUUACAACCCAGCGUCUCAGGAGAUAGAAUUUCGACAUUACAGUCUGAAGGUCGUCCCUGUCGGCAUGAGCCGUGGAGUCAAGAAGCUGAUGCAGGAGAAGUUCCCCAACAUGAGCAAGUUUGAGGACAUCAGUGAGCUGCUGAUGAAAGGGGCGAACCUCUCAGAAAGUGAAGCAGAACAAGAUGGGGAGCACAACAUCACCGAGCUGCCGCAGGUCUACUCUGGAAGAGGCAACAUGGCGUCCCAACAGAGUGCGGUUCGUUUGACCGAGAUUGGUCCUCGCAUGACUCUGCAGCUGACGAAGAUCCAGGAAGGCAUGGGAGAAGGGAACGUCCUUUAUCAUGCUCUCGUCUCAAAGACAGAGGAGGAAAUACAGGAGAUCCUGAACAGGAAGGAGGCUCAGUUAAAGGAGAAGGAGGAUCGGCGGAAAAAGCAGGCGCGGAAUGUUGCUCAGAAAAAAGAGAAACGAGAAGAGCACAAGAAAAACAGCCUGGAGGGCAUCAAGCGGAAACAUGCUGAAGCUGAAGAGGACAGUGAGGUGGAGGAUCCCGGCAUGCAGGACGAUCAGGAAGUUGUCGCUGAAUCUGAUGAUGAGGUGGAGUACUACAGACAAGCUGUAGGACUGGAACCAGACGAAGACAUGUUCCCUAGUGCCAAGAAGAGGCGGAGCUCAGAAAAGUCUCACGGACCUGCCAAGAAGAGGAAGCUGUCGAGAAAAGACAGUGAUACUAAAUCGCCAAAGAGAAACGGUCCAGGAGGACAGCACAGAGACAAAAUGGGAAAAGGAUGGAAGAAAUCCGGGGACAGGGAGAAAGCAUUUGGAAAGAAAAUGAAUCCUGGAGGAAAGACAUUCAGAGGCAAGAAACCUGGCGAUAGAGAAAAUAAAUUUGGUGGGAAGAAGAAAUUUGAAGGGAAAAAAACAUUUGGUGGAAAGAAAAAUAAGGACAAAACAUUCAAAUCUAAAGGUCAGAAAGGCAAGCCGGGCUUCAAGAAAGGUGCUGGAGCGAAGCAAGGAUUCAAACAGAGGAAGGGAAAAGGUUGCAAGAUGGUGAACAAUUUCACUGUCUGUGAGAAGUUUCAAAUAGCCCUGCUGCCCCCACUGUUUGGAAUAGAGUUCAUCUUGGCCUUGGCGGGAAACCUGUUUGCCCUGUGGCUACUGGUGGUCAGAGAGAGAAGAAACUGGCACACUGGUGUUGUGCUGUCUUGUAACCUGGCCGUCAGUGACCUGCUGUAUGUCCUGACCCUGCCUCUGCUUGUUGUCUACUACAAAAUGGAGAAAGAUUGGACUUUUGGUGUCACUGCAUGUAAAAUCGAGAAGUUUCUUUUCACCUGCAACCUGUAUGUGAGCAUCUUCUUCAUCAUGGCGAUAAGUGUAAACCGAUGUGUGGCCCUCGUGUGUCCCUUCUUCACCCGAUCCUACAUAGAGCCUGCCCAUGCCAAAAUCAUCAGUGUCAUCAUCUGGAUCAUCGUGGGAGUCAUUUCCUGCCCUGUGUUGAAAUUUGCCACCAUUAAGCCCGGUAAUAACACUAUGUGUCUGUCCUUCUCUGAUGAGGAAGAAAACCCUCACUUCACUUACAAGAUGUUUCUGUCUGUGUUUGGAUGUCUUGUUCCCUUUCUGGUGACUUUCACUUCUUACUGUAUGGUGAUUUGGGUGGUGUGGAGAAAUGUCAGUAUAACCACGCUGGAGAAACGCAAGGUAGCUCUGCUGGUCACAUCAGUGCUUGUGUUAUAUGCUGUUUCCUUUGUGCCUUACCAUAUCUUUCAGACCUAUCACCUGUAUCUGAGAAUCAAAUAUCCAACAAACUCUGUCUGUUGGGCCUACAACAUGUACCAGGUGUCCAAGGGACUGGCAAGUCUGAACAUGUGUAUCCACCCAAUCCUUUACAUGGCUUUGUUUGACAGUAUAAGAGUAGCUUGUUGUGGGAAGAGCCCAGGGGAAACGGUGGUGUAGUGAUGAAGUAGAGCUACUGUCUGAAACCUUUUCUGUCAAGCACAUCCUUACUGCUCGUUGAAAAAAUUUUAAUCUACACAGAAAUUCUUUCUGCUCUAAAUAUUUGAGUUGUUUUUGAUAUUGUCAAAAGUUAAAGUUCUGUAUUAUUAACUACGUAACAUAACGUCUAAUAAAAAUGUCUUUGUUGCUAUAA
This is a messenger RNA of Seriola aureovittata, 2888 nucleotides long. RefSeq names its product suppressor of SWI4 1 homolog. NCBI's taxonomy places the organism in Eukaryota, Metazoa, Chordata, Actinopteri, Carangiformes, Carangidae. The transcript has 13 exons. The record is from RefSeq and is a predicted model, not a curated record. Gene Ontology annotation, biological process: rRNA processing; G protein-coupled receptor signaling pathway; ribosomal large subunit assembly. Gene Ontology annotation, cellular component: membrane; preribosome, large subunit precursor. Bases 197 to 2695 code for a protein of 832 amino acids. Gene Ontology annotation, molecular function: rRNA binding; G protein-coupled receptor activity.